AUGCUUGUUUCCGGUCUGCCGCUGACCUGCAUCGUGAUGGUUUGGACAUUCCUGUGUGUGGGUGUGUGUGAGGCGGGUCCUUCACUCUCUUCCUUUCUGUCUCCACCUCGUGCCUGGAGAGCUUUCGGGGUGGGGAGGGGGCCUCUGUCCCGCUCCUGCGCGUGUGCGACCCGCGUGAGCGAUGCUGGGGGAGGAGGCCCGCAGCCCCUCCCGAGUCACUUGAACCAAAGUGGCGCUGCGCCUUUGCACUGCGGCCCGGGCCGCGCCCCCUCGCUUCCGGGUGCUGCGGUGCAGGGGGCGGGCGCCCGGGGCGGGGCGGGCGCCCGGGGCGGGGCGGGGCGGGGCGGGGCGGUCCUCUCGGGAUUCGGCACUUUAUCAGGACCUGGCGAGGGGAGCGUCUGA
Rangifer tarandus platyrhynchus (Svalbard reindeer) is the source of this 402-nucleotide messenger RNA. NCBI's taxonomy places the organism in Eukaryota, Metazoa, Chordata, Mammalia, Artiodactyla, Cervidae. The record is from the annotation of a GenBank genome assembly.